Messenger RNA from Dracunculus medinensis (Guinea worm), 864 nucleotides. NCBI's taxonomy places the organism in Eukaryota, Metazoa, Nematoda, Chromadorea, Rhabditida, Dracunculidae. The record is from the annotation of a GenBank genome assembly.
AUGCUAGAAGUUCGGACAAUGAUCGGUUUUAUCGGAUUAGGGAAUAUGGGUAUAUGUAUGGCGAAAAAUUUAAUGCGAAAAGGUCAGAGGGUUGUGAAAUUUGGCGCUGAAAUUGCUAAAGACCCAAGUGAUAUUGCUUUGAAAUGUCAGAGAUUGAUAACGAUGCUUCCCAAUAGUUCACACGUUAUGGAAGUAUUUACAGCAGAUAAUGGCAUUUUGAGGACGAUGAAACCGGGCACUUUAUGCAUCGAUAGUUCAACAAUUGAUCAAAAUGUUUCCAUUGAAAUUGCUAGUUUGGUUAAUGCAAAAGGUGGACAUUAUAUGGAUGCUCCGGUUAGUGGUGGAGUGAUUGGUGCAGAAAAAGGAACUUUAGCAUUUAUGGUCGGCGGUGAAGAACGAUUUUUCGAUAACACCUUGGAACUUCUCAAAUUAAUGGGUCAAAACAUCAUUUAUUGUGGCAAGACUGGUAAUGGACAAGCAGCGAAAAUUUGCAAUAAUAUGCUUUUGGCCAUUGAAAUGAUCGGUGUUGCUGAAGCCAUGAAUCUUGGAAUUAAAAUGGGUUUGGAUGCAAAAAGAUUAGCUUCAAUAAUCAAUUCAAGUUCUGGUAGAUGUUGGAGUUCGGAUACUUAUAACCCUGUUCCGAAUAUAUUAGAAGGAAUACCGUCUUCAAAUAAUUAUUUAGGCGGAUUCAAAGUUUCGCUUAUGGCUAAGGAUUUGGGUUUAGCACAGAAUGCUUCGACAGCAACUCAGACUCCAAUCCCACUUGGUUCUGCAGCACAUCAGAUUUAUCGAAUUUUGGCAAAAACGUCCGAGUAUAAAAGGCUCGAUUUUGCAGUUGUUUACCAGUAUUUAAAAGACAAUUGA